Molecule: messenger RNA, 2116 nt
Organism: Cryptomeria japonica (Japanese cedar)
Lineage: Eukaryota; Viridiplantae; Streptophyta; Pinopsida; Cupressales; Cupressaceae
Exons: 3
Coding region: 166-1653 (495 amino acids)
Molecular function (GO): acetylglucosaminyltransferase activity
Source: RefSeq, a predicted model, not a curated record
GGCUUGAAUGGGACUCCGGUAGUUAAACGGACCAUCAAUAUUCCUCCUACAAGACGACCUCUCAGCGCAAUUUCGGGCACUAAUUUUCCCCCUUUCAACGCCAUUGUUUAAUUUCACAGUACAAAACCAAAACAAUGUUGGAGAAACACAAAGAAAGGAAAAGCCAUGGAUAGUUCAAAGCAACAGGGCUGGGGAAGAUAUCAAUUCUUCUGUGAAAACAUUGGGCAAAUUUGCUGGAAGGCCUUCAAAGGAGGCGGCGGCUUGAUUCUGUGUGGGUGGGCGGUUUAUGUGUUUUUCUUGGUUUUAUCAACGCACCCCUGUUGGCAAUAUUCAGGGUGCCUGCCGGCCGGAUUACUGCGGGGGCGGAUAAAUCUGUUAGAGAAGGUGAUUAAUGAAGAGGAAUCUGCUACGACUGGUUUGGAGCACAUUGUGUUCGGCAUAGCGGGUUCUGCUCAGAAAUGGAGGGAGAGAAAACCAUUUAUAGAAUUGUGGUGGCGCCCCGGGCAGACCCGCGGGUUCGUUUGGCUGGACCGACCUGUCAAUGAGACGGAUCCGCAGCCACCGGUGAGAAUUUCGGAGGAUACAUCUAGAUUUAAUUACACUCAUCCUCGCGGGUCUCGCUCUGCAAUUCGGAUUUCCCGAAUUGUGUCGGAGAGCUUUAGGUUGGGGUUGCCCAAUGUCAGGUGGUUUGUUAUGGGGGAUGAUGAUACGGUGUUUAUUCCGGAGAAUUUGGUAAGGGUACUGAGUAAAUAUGAUCAUAGGCAGAUGUAUUAUAUCGGGAGCAAUUCGGAAUCCACGGAGCAGAAUGUGGUGCAUUCUUAUGGGAUGGCUUAUGGGGGAGGAGGAUUUGCGAUUAGUUAUCCCCUGGCGAAGGCUCUGGCUCGGGUGCAGGACGAUUGCCUGGUUCGAUAUCCUGAUCUUUAUGGAAGUGACCAGCGUGUACAGGCUUGUUUGGCGGAGCUUGGAGUUCCCCUUACGAAAGAGCCCGGAUUUCAUCAGUUUGACAUCCAUGGAAAUCUGUUCGGCCUGUUAGCGGCGCACCCGGUGGCGCCGCUCAUCUCUCUCCACCAUCUAGACAGUGUGGCGUCGGUUUUCCCCAAUAUGAACAGAACGGCUGCACUGCGGCACCUGAUGAAAGCCGCCGAGGUGGACCCAGAGCGCCUCCUCCAGCAGAGCAUCUGCUAUGACAGGCGGCGCAACUGGACAGUAUCCGUCUCCUGGGGCUACUGUGUACAAAUCUUGGACAAAAUAGAGCUUCCCAGGGUUCUAGAAUACCCUCUGCAGACCUUCCUGACAUGGGGCAACUCUGCCCGGAAAUCAUCCUUUCUCUUCAACACCCGCACAGUGGCCAGAAACCCCUGUGAGAGGCCCACCGUUGUAUUCCUCAAAGACAUCAUUAAAACCAAUCUCACCCAUCUGGUUGGAACCACUUACACCAAAAGGGCCAUGGACUGGGUUAAAAUGAAUUGCAGCUGGAGCCCCAAUGACCCCGAAUCGCUGCAGAACAUUCGGGUGGUGUCACCCAAAUUGCAGCAUGAUUGGACACGGGCUCCAAGGCGGCAAUGCUGUGAAGUGACCUCAUCAGAUACCCAUGGAAUGGAAAUCAAAAUUCGAAAUUGUGCCAAUGAUGAAACCGUGUUUACGCCAUCAUAAUCAUCAUACCCACAAAGCGCACUGAGUUCCUGAUCUUGUUUACUAUAAUGUGGGGGACCGUUUUGUUCUGUCGCUUCUUCUCUGUGCUGUAAUGGCCUUCAGAUGAGACAUAGCUUGAAGCUCCAGGUACACCAUAUUCAACAGUAAUGGCGCCCAAAGGAAUCCUGAAAAGGGUAAAAAAGUUUUGUAUGGAAAUUUAUGAAAUACGCAGAAGGUCUUUCAUGUAUGUUUUAAUGAAGUUGUGGACCUUCGAUUCUUUCCUCGACAAGGCAUUUGGGUGUGUUAGGAUUUUUCCUCUUUUGCUUUAGGCCACUAGGAGAUUGCCAUUGGACAUAGAUCCAACGGUCAUAUUUCGUUUUGGUCUCUUGGUCUCUUUUUCUUUCAUACUAAAAGUUGUGGACUGUCUUUUGCCACAUGUCCUCCUUUUGAUAUUGAUUGAAUAGGAUGCUGGGGUGUUAUUUUA